UACUAAUUAAAUUCAUGAUGUCGAGACAGAUGAGAGCAGAGGAGAGAGGAGAGAAUCGAUCCUGCAGGGCGAAAUUUCGAUGAGCGCAGAGGAGAGAGGAAAGAAGGAAGAGAGUUGAUGCAGAGGGAAGAGAGUUGGUCCUGGAGAAGAAGAGGGAACUUUCCUGUUCCUUUUGAGAUUGGAAGUUGCUGUAUUGAUCUCGGCAGAGGAGAAAGCAGCUGCGUCACCUCACUCAAAAGCGACGCCGUGAUCUCCCCGGAAGUUGGAAAGCUCAAAUCUUUUUAACUCCUUCACUCUCUCCCUCGCUCUUCCAACCAGCUUGCGGAAUCAUGGCAGCGGAGGCCGCGGAGAAGGAUCUGGCGGGUGCGUGAAGCUAGCGGAGAUUGAAGUGGGCUGUUUGCUGGGUGGUCAGGAAGCGGCGGCUUGUGGUGCUGUUCGAGAUCAUCAGAUGAGGGUAAGGACGCCCUUCGUUGUUCCACAAAAUGGGGUUUCUUUGCAGGUCUUGGAGGGAGAAGAAGGCCUCCUCUGGUGUGCUUCUUCUGCUACUGCUGCUAAGAGGAAAGGAGGGGAGAAGGAAAAGGUGCUGCUUGAGCCGCGUUCCGUGCUAGAAAGCAGGCGGAGCCCUAGCCCGCCGAGCUCCUCCGCCUCCACCCUGUCGUCCUCGCUUGUCGUUGCCGGAAGGUCUGCCUCGUCUGACGGCUCCGCGACCGCCGCCACUCCCUCAGUGGUGGCGCCGGAAGGGGCCCAGGGAGACGAGGGCACGACAGAGCUCCCGCCAGUACCCGCGUCCCUUGCAGGUGGAGAGGGGUGCUCCUUGGGCAGUGCUGAUGAUUUGGAAGACUUGUUCUACGAGCCGGCGGCCUCAAUAGCACAAGACCAGAACUUUCUUGGGUGGAUCAUUGGCGAGGCUGAUAACACUUCUGGCGUCGGUAACUUCGAUCCGCUCUGCGCGUUCGAAGGUGCUUCUGUACCGCUGGAACCCAUCAAUCUUCCGCCCUUGGCUUCGCCUGCUACUUCUCCUAGUGGAUCUGAGCGCAAAGGUGCCACUUUAAGGUGUGGGAUUGCAAGCCCUAAUCCUUGUCCUUCUCCUUCGGCUAAUAUCCUUCCCCUUCUCCUUCCUCCGUUGCCGGCGGAGCUUCAUUUACAAGACGAAAAGAAUCUCCUUCCCAAUCCGGACCUUGCUUUGUCGCAGCAACAUCAGGCCCAACCCCACCAUCUUUCUUCCUUCUUCCUCCCCUUUCAUCAGCAGUCAACCACCUACCACGGGGGUCAGCCGUUGCAGCACCUCGCCCCUCCUACACGCAAACGCCCUGCGGUCGAUCCUUUCCCUAUUUCCUGUGUUUCUGAGCUCCUCUGCCAAAGCCUCCCCCGUCAAAUGGGAUUCAGACAACCGCUCUACCCCACUGGAUUCCAGCUUCAACCACCCUCAAUAAAGCCCAAAUUGGCAAGUGGAGAUGAGCCGUCCGUGGCAACAGCGACCCCAGUUCAACAGCAGCAACAGUCAUUGUUCGACCAGCUCUUCGAGGUGGCUGAGUUGAUCGAGGCAGGGUAUGCCUUCAGCGCCCGUGGGAUAUUGGCGCGGCUCAAUCACCAGCUCCCCUCUCCUUUAGGGAAGCCUCUCCUGCGGUCUGCUUUCUAUUUCAAGGAGGCUUUCCACCUACUCGCCAGCAAUUCCCCCCGCUCACUGCCGCCUCCUGUGUCGACACCAUUGGAUGCCAUGCUCAAGUUUGCAACCUACAAGACCUUCUCGGAUGUCUCUCCCAUUGUCCAAUUCACCAGCUUAACCUGCGUCCAGGCCCUCUUGGAGGCACUUGAGGGCUCUAGCUGCAUCCACAUCAUUGAUUUUGACAUUGGCAUUGGCGUGCAGUGGUCAGCCCUCAUGCAGGAGCUAGCACAGCAGUGUUCAUCACCAGUGGCUGCCUCAUGCCUAAAGAUCACUGCUUUUACCUCUCCCUGCUCCCAUCACCCUCUCGAGCUGCACCUCAUUCACCAGAACUUACUCCAGUUUGCUCGAAGUCUUGGCCUUACUUUUGAGUUCACCGUUCUUGGCAUUGAUCCUUUUGACCCAUCGUUGUUGUUAAGAAUGUGUUCCCCAUCCAAUGAGACAGUCGCUGUGAACCUCCCUGUUGGUUCCUCAAUGUGCCUGCCUAUUCUGGAUCUCCUACAUUCUGUGAAGCAGCUUUCCCCAAAGAUUUUGGUCUCCAUUGAUUAUGGAUUUGAUCGCAUUGACCUGCCUUAUGGGCAUCAUAUUCUCAGUGCAAUUCAGUCGAGCAUAGCACUCCUUGAUUCAAUUGAUGCAGUGGGUACCAAUCCAGAUGCAACUAACAAGAUUGAACGAUUCUUAGUUCGACCAAGGAUUGAAAAUGCUGUUUUUCGACACCAGCAUUUGUCGAGCAAGACAGUUUCAUGGAAAAGCCUUUUUACCUCAGCUGGAUUCGUGCCUGUGCAGUUCAGCAACAUUACGGAGACACAAGCAGAAUGUCUUCUGAAGAGAUUGCUGGUUCAGGGAUUCUCAGUGGACAGGAGCCAAACUUCCUUUUCCCUCUGCUGGCAGCGUGGGGAACUUGCUUCAGUGUCUGCAUGGAAGUGCUGAAGGAAAUUCUCAAAUUCCAUUCUACAGGCAUGCUAUUUUGGAUAGUUCUUUGGCACCAAACUAAAAUUCUAUUUAGCUUUGAUUUGGAAACUAUGUUAGCUCUAUGGUUUCGGAUUCUUAUCAUUUAACAAGCAUCGUGUAUUUCAUAGAAAUUGGGGCUAAUAUAGUCCUUAUGCCAAGCCCAAUAUAUCCAACUUUUCUGUAUCGAAAUUUGUUUGAAGCUUGGAUUAUUGUAGUAAGAGAUUCCCGACAUACCUAGGA
This is a messenger RNA of Zingiber officinale, 2854 nucleotides long. RefSeq names its product scarecrow-like protein 27. Lineage: Eukaryota; Viridiplantae; Streptophyta; Magnoliopsida; Zingiberales; Zingiberaceae. The transcript has a single exon. The record is from RefSeq and is a predicted model, not a curated record. Gene Ontology annotation, biological process: regulation of DNA-templated transcription. Gene Ontology annotation, cellular component: nucleus. Bases 449 to 2593 code for a protein of 714 amino acids. Gene Ontology annotation, molecular function: sequence-specific DNA binding; DNA-binding transcription factor activity.